GGCUCCUUCGUGUCUGAUUCUGAACGAACUCGCUCCUCUUCCCAAAUCUCUAUCCCCCGUCUGCUUCUCCGAUCAAUCUCUGAAUUUCUUAACACUCUUCGACCAGAUCGAGUUUCUAUCAAUCUUCUGAAUUUUAUCCCUCAAUUCCGUGAUUUGGAAGAUGAGCUUGAAGGCUACGAUCCUGAUAUUAGGGCUCUUAUGGAGCUUCCAGGCAACGUUAGGUAUUAGAUUCGUGAUCGACCGAGAAGAAUGUUUCUCCCACAAGGCUGAAUAUGAAGGUGAUACACUUCAUGUGUCUUUCGUCGUCAUCAAGUCUGAUUCUCAAUGGCAUUUUAACGAGGAUGGUGUAGAUCUUGUGAUACAUGGCCCAACAGGCGAGCAAAUUCAUGACUUCAGGGAGCAGAUAAGCGCAAAGCACGACUUUGUUGUCCAAAAGAAAGGGGUUUACCGUUUUUGUUUCACAAACAAGUCUCCCUAUCACGAAACCAUUGACUUCGAUGUACAGCUUGGUCACUUUGCAUACUACGAUCAACACGCAAAGGACGAGCAUUUCACUCCCUUGAUGGAGCAGAUAUCAAAGUUAGAGGAGGCUCUUUACAACAUCCAAUUUGAACAACAUUGGUUAGAGGCUCAGACCGAUCGUCAAGCUAUUGUGAACGAGAACAUGGGCAGAAGAGCAGUACACAAAGCUUUGGUUGAGUCGCUGGCACUGAUUGCGGCAAGUCUUCUCCAAGUUUAUCUUCUGCGUCGCUUGUUUGAACGCAAACUCGGCAUGUCACGUGUCUAAAAAGUAUGAGUUUAUCAUCCAUCAUUUUGGACUUAUUUUACCUUAAGAUGUACCAAGGAAUCUUACUUAUAAAGCUCUUACAGACAGAUGGUAGUUCAUUGGAAGAUUUGCUUUUUUCCCAUGUUCAAGAAAUUAUCCACUCGUGCUUAUAAUUUAAUCAGUCUUUUUUCUC
Messenger RNA from Capsella rubella, 959 nucleotides. Its product is annotated as transmembrane emp24 domain-containing protein p24beta2. Gene Ontology annotation, cellular component: Golgi apparatus; endoplasmic reticulum-Golgi intermediate compartment; endoplasmic reticulum. Lineage: Eukaryota; Viridiplantae; Streptophyta; Magnoliopsida; Brassicales; Brassicaceae. The record is from RefSeq and is a predicted model, not a curated record. Bases 161 to 787 code for a protein of 208 amino acids. The transcript is spliced from 5 exons. Gene Ontology annotation, biological process: intracellular protein transport; Golgi organization; endoplasmic reticulum to Golgi vesicle-mediated transport.